Vicia villosa (hairy vetch) is the source of this 912-nucleotide messenger RNA. RefSeq lists its product as uncharacterized. NCBI's taxonomy places the organism in Eukaryota, Viridiplantae, Streptophyta, Magnoliopsida, Fabales, Fabaceae. The transcript is spliced from 4 exons. The record is from RefSeq and is a predicted model, not a curated record. The coding region runs from base 1 to 912 and encodes 303 amino acids.
AUGGUUCUUUCUUGUAUACAUCGUUCUAUCUCUGAAUCGAUUGUAAAAUCCGUUCUCUGGAUUGACAACGCUACUGGUCUUUGGAAGAAUUUGCAGAUUUGCUUCACGCACAGUAAUAUCUUCCGCAUUUCAGACAUACAAGAAGAUCUUUACAAAUUUCGCCAGGGUAAUUUCGAUGUCUCAAACUACUUUACUCAAUUGAAAUUUUUUUGGGAUGAAUUAGAAAAUUAUCGCCCUAUUCCCACUUGUUCUUGUGUUAUACCCUGUACAUGUGGUGCCCUAGCUUCUGUUAAAACCUAUGGAGAACAAGAUUAUGUUAUCAGAUUUCUCAAAGAAAGAAAGCUGCACAGUUCUAUAUCUGAAUCUCUUAUCACCAAUGACAAUGGUGAAGAAGCUACAACUUUAAACGCCAGUCAUAAUCCAGGCAAUGCUGGCAGCAAAAAUGGCAACAAUGGAUUUAAGGGAAAGAAUCAUAAUUUCAACAAUUCAAAAGGUUACAAUAAGGAAUCAACUCAACAGGAAUCAGCUGCACCUUUUUUUGGCUUUACUCAAAAGCAGUAUCUCAAUAUUCUGGAAUUACUUCAACAAUCAAAGAUAACCACUCAAGCCAAAGCCAACUCUAUCAUCACUUCACCUUUUGUCCUCAACUCACAUUCAUCCAAUACAAGUGGUAAGAACUCUAAUCUUUGGAUUCUAGACACAGCACCUUGUGAUGCUUGCCACUUUAGUAAACAAAGAAGAUUGCCUUUUCCUAAUGAUGUUACUCAUUCUACCGCUCCUUUUGAGAUUUUACAUGCUGAUUUAUGGGGGCCAUUUUCUACUAUUUCUAUAUUUACCUAUUUUUAUAUGCGGACAAUAUCUCAACGGCAUGUUCUAGAUAUGAUGAGAUUAGUAAGCUCAAAGGGAAUCUAA